AUGGCACCACCGAGGAAAAAACGCUUAGUACUCUUAGUGGACAUCGGGGCCAUCGGCCACGCGUCGAACCGAUCUCGAUUCGUCUCCGUCGUCACGGCGAGUAAAAUCGUCGCCAGUCUUCAUUUGCACAAGAAAACGGACGAAGUGGUGGUUGUUUUUAUCGGGAGUUCUGAGACGAGAAACAGAUUGUACGACGAAGAGAAUAACGACGACGAAGAUGACGAAGAUAAAUAUUACGCAAACGUGGAAGUGCUCGGUGAAUUAAAAGUCCACUCGUCGAUGGAGUAUUCGAAAGAAGUCGAAGACCGAGCGCGAGAAUUCGACGAAGACGAGGAAGAAGAUGUAACAAAAACGAAGAACAAAACGAAGGAGAACAAAAAGUACGAACACAGAGGCGAUAUUUUAGACGCGUUGACAAUCGCGUGCGAUAUCCUCGCGCAAAGAAUGGAAGCGAUGCAAGGGAAAACGGCGAAGAUUGCAAACGAGAUUUUGUUGCUCUCGCCGUGCGCGGAAGACGCGUUGGGCGAAGGCUCGCUGGAUGAGAACGAGUUCGCGAGAGACUUGGUGCGCGUUAUGAAGGAGAAGGAGAUCACGUUGAGCGUCGGCGUCGGGAUUGUCGAUAGUGGUGGAAAAGAAGAAGGAGAAGAACAACAGAAGCGAAUAGGAGAUACUUCUACUAAUACCAAUACGAACGAACCGAAAGUAAAAGUAGUGAAACUUCUCGCCGAGAUGGUUAAACAAACCAACGGCCAAAUCGAACCGGCAAUGGAUGCGAUUAUAGGAAGACUCAUGCGCACGAAAACGCCAACGACGACGUUUCGCGGGAACUUAUCGUUCGGUAAACUUGGGAAAGAGUCGUAUUUAUCCAUUCCAAUUUGGGCGUACAAGCAAACCAUGGAGGCAACCGCGGAAACGAUGAAACCGUACGGCGCGUUUGAAGGCCAAGAUUUGUUGCGAGACGUGCAAUAUAAGAACAUUUCAAAGAUUGAUGGCGACGAGAUCCCCGCAGAGCAACGGGUUCGGUGUUACAAGUACGGAAAGCAAAGCAUACCGAUGGACGAGUCCGUGGAGCGACAGUUCGGAGCAGAGAAAAUGAAGAAAGGAGUAGAAAUUAUAGGCACCGUCGAUUUGAAAUACGUGCCUUUUUGGUUGACCACGGAAGAGCCGAUGAUGUUUUGCGCGUGGCCGGAAUUGACGGAAGACGAGAAGGCUGGGAUACAUACGGAUGAAUAUCAGAAAGCGUGUCAAGCGUUGUCGGCGUUUGCAAGAGCGUUGGAUAAGAAAGGUAAGUGCGCAUUGUGCCGCGCGUGUUUUAGAGAAGGUAGCGGGAUACACUUUGGCGCAUUGACGCCUAAAUUCCUUCCUGAGGGCGAUUUUCUCUUAUUUUCACCGUUACCGUACGCGGAAGAUUGGCGAGCGGACCAAGUGUUUCGAGAGAACGAAGAGUUGGAAGAGUUACCAAAAAUCGAUCAACACAGAUUGAACAUCGUCGGAAGUCUAAUCGAUUCCAUGACUUUGCCUCCGAGCGAAAACGCAAACACGCGAAUGAGCGUUUCUGUGAAAGGCUUAGUUGAAAAAGCGAAGAAAAAGAUCCGCGUGAUGCGACCGUGGGAAAUGGCUAACCCGAAUUUGUUGCGAAUGAGCCAAAUGUUGGCUGAAAAAGCUUUGGAUCCGGAUACUGCGUUUAAAACGGUAAAAAAGUCGCACUCGUUGCCCGGAGCGGACGAAUACUUCGCGGAGAAGUAUAAACAUUUGCCGAGAAAUUCAGCCAUCGGUCAACUUCCCGACGCCGAAAACGCUGCGAAGAGAAUCAAAACGUCGUUUAAAUUAAUCAGUCGAGAUGAACUCGUGGACGAAGAGGAGAAGAAAGAAACAAUAGCUCUUCCUACCAUCCAAGAGCCAAAAGACGACGAAGACGACGAGGGCGCGAAGAAAGCUGCCGCCGAUGUCGACGGUGGUGAUGCGGCAAUCGUACUCAUCGAAGAUACGGACGACGACGAAAAGGAAGACGACGAAGAGGUUCCCUUGACGCAACCAAAACCAUCCGAGACCGUUUGGCCAUCGUCUGAAACAGUCGGUGAGAAGAAGAUCUCACCUGCAAUGGCUUCGGCUGAGAAGCAAUUGAAAGAAAGACGAAAAGAAGAAGCGGAUAAAGAGAACGAAAAAGAAAAACAAGAACAACAACAAGAGGAGGAGGAAGAAGAAAACGAGGAAGAUUUGUUCGAAGACAUGGAUUAA
This is a messenger RNA of Bathycoccus prasinos, 2238 nucleotides long. RefSeq lists its product with no specific name. The transcript has a single exon. Gene Ontology annotation, cellular component: Ku70:Ku80 complex. Bases 1 to 2238 code for a protein of 745 amino acids. Gene Ontology annotation, biological process: telomere maintenance; double-strand break repair via nonhomologous end joining; cellular response to X-ray. Lineage: Eukaryota; Viridiplantae; Chlorophyta; Mamiellophyceae; Mamiellales; Bathycoccaceae. Gene Ontology annotation, molecular function: telomeric repeat DNA binding; double-stranded DNA binding. The record is from RefSeq and is a predicted model, not a curated record.